This is a messenger RNA of Peronospora matthiolae, 450 nucleotides long. Lineage: Eukaryota; Oomycota; Peronosporomycetes; Peronosporales; Peronosporaceae. The record is from the annotation of a GenBank genome assembly.
AUGUACGAAGGGAUUGACAACCUGAAAUCCCUUUACGACCGUGCCGGGAAGACUUUCUCCAGCGGUCCUUCUGCGGCACAGGAUGUGCCGAGUCGUACUGCCCAACCAGACACAGUACGUCAAUCAUCAGUUGGAAGCGGGGCUCCCAAGUAUCCCAGGACGGGGGAUAGCCGCGCCACCGGACGAGAUAACUCGUCCGACGUCCGUUCACGUCGCGGUGGUUCAACAGCUGCUCAACUAGAUAGCGCUGGCCACCGCGAGAGUCCUCUAGUGGAGGUGGAGGAGGAGGAAAGACGCUCUCCACACGAUCGUGGGGAUCCGUGUGUUCCCGAGAGCUUCUUUGAUCGCGUAACGCAAGGUUUACGCAACGAUCUCGAACAUGAGCGGGACAGGCGUCUCCAAAUGGCGGACACUGUCUUGAAGCAUCGAGCUGAGUUUGCCUUUGCUUAG